This is a messenger RNA of Arachis stenosperma, 4522 nucleotides long. RefSeq names its product probable serine/threonine protein kinase IREH1. Gene Ontology annotation, biological process: intracellular signal transduction; peptidyl-serine phosphorylation. Gene Ontology annotation, molecular function: ATP binding; protein serine/threonine kinase activity. The coding region runs from base 232 to 4161 and encodes 1309 amino acids. The transcript has 18 exons. Lineage: Eukaryota; Viridiplantae; Streptophyta; Magnoliopsida; Fabales; Fabaceae. The record is from RefSeq and is a predicted model, not a curated record.
GUGUCCAGAUUUCCCUUUCCCGUGUAUCUCUUAGUUCUUUCUCUCCAUGCUAAGUCUUUUCACUCUCUUUCUCUCUCUCAAACUCAAACCCUUACUCGAUUCAAACACACCAUCAAAUUCAAUGUCGCUAUUUCUAAACACUACCAACGUUUUCUAACUGACGCCACUUGAGCGGCGCCACGUCAUCACCACCACCACUACUCCUAUAGCCACCGCAGCCACCACCGGAACAUGGUCUUCAAGGGGAGAUUCUUUUCCUCCAAGAAAUCCGAUUCCGAUGGCUCCUCCAACAGUCCCCGAUCCCUCCCCUCCAACUCCCCUUCCAGAUCCGACAAGAAGAAGUCCAAAUCCCUAACCCCUCCCGCCGCCGCCGCCGCACCCGUCGCGUGCCGGCAGACGCAGGUCAAGGACGCGACCACCAAGAAGAAGGACGCAGUUAAGGGGAAGGAAGGUCAGGCUCAGGCUCCACCUGGCGGCAAGGAUUCCGCGUCUUCAUUGAAGUCUAAGAAGUCUUUGACGGCGGCGGUGGCGGCAGCGGCUGCGGCGGAAGGAGGAGUCAAGGAUUCUACGUCGCCGUCGCCGUCGUCGUCGUCCUCGGUGUCGGUGUCGCCGAUCCUGGCUUCGUCGCUAGGGUUGAACAGAAUCAAGACGCGAUCGGGGCCGUUGCCGCAGGAGAGCUUCUUCGGGUUCAGGGGAGAUAAAGGACCGGCUGCGGCUCUCGGUGCUAGCAACCUUUCGAGGCGUGGAGGUGGCGGCGGCGACGGGAGUUCGGGUUCCGGCAGCGGCGGGAAGAAGAAAGAGGGCAGAGUAGGGUUUCAGGAGGGUUUCGCAGCGGGUUCUGGCACCGGUUGGAUUGAUAAUGGGAGCAAUUCAGAUAGUAUGUCCACCGGGAGUGGACCUUCUAGGGAGCAGAGCCCGAUUGUGUUGCCAAGGUCGCGGCUGCAGAACGGAGAAUCAUCCUCCGAUGCAGGGAGACAGACUUCGUCAUGGGCUCACACUGGAGGGGUAAGAGGCCCUGAUUGCACUCCUGAGACAGCAUAUGAUUACGAAAAUCCCAAGGAAUCUGAAUCUCCUCGCUUUCAAGCUAUCUUGCGGGUCACAAGUGCACCCCGAAAGAGGUUUCCCGCAGACAUCAAGAGUUUUUCUCAUGAGUUGAAUUCCAAAGGUGUCCGACCUUUUCCGUUUUGGAAGCCUCGAGGGUUAAAUAAUGUGGAGGAAGUAUUGGUUGUUAUAAAGGCAAAAUUUGAUAAGGCAAAGGAAGAAGUGAACUCUGAUCUGGCUAUUUUUGCAGCCGACCUGGUUGGAAUUCUUGAAAAAAAUGCAGAUACUCAUCCUGAGUGGCAGGAGACAAUUGAGGACUUGCUGAUUUUGGCUAGGAGCUGUGCUAUGUCUUCGGCUGGGGAGUUUUGGCUGAGGUGUGAAAGCAUAGUCCAGGAGUUGGAUGAUAGGCGUCAAGAGCUCCCUCCAGGGAUGCUAAAGCAGCUUCAUACUCGAAUGCUAUUUAUUCUUACUAGGUGUACUAGAUUAUUGCAGUUCCACAAGGAAAGUGGUUUGGCCGAGGAUGAACAUGUUUUCAAUCUCCGUCAAUCUAGAGUCUUGCAUUCUGCUGAAAAGGCUGUUCCCCCUGGUUUGGCAAGGGAUGUUAAAAGCUCUAGUGCUGCAAAAGCCUCAAAGUCCUCAACCAAAAAGGCAUAUAGUCAGGAACAAAGAACGUUGAAUUGGAAGAAAGGAGUCACACAAUCAGAAAACUUAUCUCUUCCUGCUGAUGAUGACCCUUCAAAACAUUUUGAGCCUCCUUCAGGGAGGGACCGGAUGGCUUCUUGCAAGAAAUUCCCGUCGCCAACAGGGAAAAGCCCAAAAGAAGCUGAUCAGUUGAAGGAGCAUGGUUAUGGAAAGGUUGAACCACCAAAAACUUCAAGUAGUAAGAGAUUCAGUUCCGAUGGUGAUCUUUCUUCUGCUAAGCUACCUGAGCUUCUUCCUGCCAAAGAUUCCCAGGAUCAUGCUUCCAAGCACCACCAUAAAGUUUCCUGGGGAUACUGGGGAGAUCAGCAGAAUAAUAGUGAGGAGAGCUCAAUUAUUUGUCGUAUAUGUGAGGAAGAAGUAGCUACUUCACAUGUUGAGGAUCAUUCAAGGAUUUGUUUAGUUGCUGAUCGAUGUGAUCAGAAGGGUCUGAGUGUUAAUGAACGUCUUGUUAGAAUUGCUGAAACACUAGAAAAGAUGGAGUCAUGUACACAAAAGGAUACCCAACAAAUAGUGGGAAGUCCAGAUGUUGCAAAAGUGUCAAAUUCAAGCAUGACUGAAGAAUCUGAUGUAGUUUCCCCUAAACUUAGUGAUUGGUCUCGCAGAGGAUCAGAGGAUAUGCUAGACUGUUUCCCCGAAGAUGAUAAUUCUGUGUUUAUGGAUGACCUAAAGGGUUUACCACUUAUGUCAUGUAAAACUCGUUUUGGUCCGAAGUCUGAGCAAGGUAUGACAACAUCAUCUGCAGGGAGCAUGACUCCUAGGUCUCCUUUAAUGACACCAAGGACAAGUCAGAUUGAAAUGCUCUUGGCAGGAAAGGGUGCUUACUCCGAACAUGAUGAUCUGCCACAGAUGAAUGAACUUGCUGAUAUAGCACGCUGUGUUGCAAACGCACCUCUGGAUGAUGAUCGCUCAACAUCAUAUUUAUUAUCUUGUCUUGAUGACUUACGAGUUGUUGUAGACCGGAGGAAAUUUGAUGCACUUACUGUGGAGACCUUUGGAACACGUAUCGAGAAGCUGAUACGUGAGAAGUAUUUGCAGCUUACUGAGAUGGUGGAUGUAGAAAAGAUAGAUAUGGAGAGCACUGUAAUGGAUGAUGAUGUCAUCUUGGAAGAUGAUGUGGUCCGUAGCUUGAGAACAAGCCCAAUCCAUUCUUCAAGGGACCGUACCUCUAUUGAUGACUUUGAGAUCAUAAAGCCUAUAAGUCGUGGGGCAUUUGGACGGGUUUUCCUGGCCAAAAAGAGAACAACUGGUGAUCUUUUUGCAAUUAAGGUUCUGAAGAAGGCUGACAUGAUUCGUAAGAAUGCUGUGGAAAGUAUAUUAGCAGAACGUGAUAUCUUAAUUACAGUUCGGAAUCCUUUUGUGGUUCGUUUCUUCUAUUCUUUCACAUGCCGUGAGAACUUGUAUCUUGUCAUGGAGUAUCUUAAUGGAGGUGACCUAUAUUCGUUAUUAAGGAAUUUAGGUUGCUUAGACGAGGAAGUUGCUCGCGUGUAUAUUGCUGAAGUGGUUCUCGCAUUAGAGUAUUUGCAUUCACUACGAGUGGUUCAUCGAGACUUGAAACCUGACAAUUUACUGAUCGCCCAUGAUGGUCACAUUAAGCUAACAGAUUUCGGGCUUUCCAAAGUCGGUCUCAUCAACAGCACGGAUGAUUUAUCUGGUCCAGCAGUGAGUGGGACAUCCUUGCUUGGGGAGGAUGAGCCUAACAUGUCUACAUCUGAACAUCAAAGGGAACUGAGGAAGAAAAGAUCUGCUGUAGGUACCCCUGAUUAUUUGGCGCCAGAGAUUCUUUUGGGAACUGGACAUGGGUAUACGGCUGAUUGGUGGUCUGUUGGGGUCAUUUUAUUCGAGUUGCUUGUUGGUCUUCCACCUUUUAAUGCAGAGCAUCCUCAGACUAUAUUUGAUAAUAUUCUUAAUCGUAAGAUACCUUGGCCUGCAGUUCCUGAAGAAAUGAGUCCUGAAGCUCAAGAUCUUAUUGAUCGAUUAUUGACUGAAGAUCCUAACCAAAGACUUGGAGCUAGAGGUGCAUCAGAGGUGAAAGAACAUGUUUUCUUUAAGGAUAUAAAUUGGGACACACUUGCUAGACAGAAGGCUGCGUUUGUUCCUGCCUCUGAGAGUGCUCUAGACACUAGUUACUUCACUUCUCGCUACUCAUGGAAUACUUCAGACGGUCUUGUAUAUCAUGCAAGUGAUGCUGAGGAUUCUAGUGAUGCUGAUAGCUUAAGUGGUAGCAGUAGUUGCUUGAGCAAUCGCCAAGAUGAAGUGGGAGACGAAUGUGGGGGUCUUGCUGAGUUUGAUUCCAGCUCAUCAGUCAACUACUCUUUUAGUAAUUUCUCUUUUAAGAAUCUCUCCCAGCUUGCAUCAAUCAACUAUGAUCUUCUCUCCAAGGGAUGGAAAGAUGAUCCACCAGCAAAUCCCGGAGCAUAGCUUUCUUUUCUUCUGUCGAAGUCCAGAUUUCGGUGUUUAGACAUCGUCCAAGCAAUUUUGGGUGCACAAGCACCUUUGUCAUCUGUACACAUUGUAAAUAAAUUCUAGAAGCUCAAACUGAUUCAGGAUGUACUCUCUGCUUAUUAGGUCACAGGAACUAACACUGGGUGGUUUUCAAUUUUUCGGUUUUGUUGUAUUGUAUGAAUUUGAGGACUGUAAAUGUUAAAAUGCAUACCAGUGUUGGUUGCUCACAUUGUUUCUUGUGGUGCUUUCAUUAAUAUAAUGCAGCACUGAGGGCACAUCCCUUUUUGUUCAGCUACUGUAAUAUUAUUUACUUGUAUAAUUGAGAUGUUGUGAAUUA